Striga asiatica is the source of this 333-nucleotide messenger RNA. The record is from the annotation of a GenBank genome assembly. Lineage: Eukaryota; Viridiplantae; Streptophyta; Magnoliopsida; Lamiales; Orobanchaceae.
AUGACCCUCCCCGGCGACCGACGGCAGCCGCCACCUCCACCAACAGUCCCCCUCUGCCUUGCGCCGUCGACCGCCAACAGCCUCGUCGAUUACGUCAAUACCGUCGCCACAGUUUGCCGCCACUGCCAUCCCUCAACCAACUCCACCACCGCCACCAUAGACCCGCUGACGGUGCACCACAAAACUCGCCAUUGCCGACCUCUGCUAUCUCUCCACCAUAUCUCCGCCGCUGUCACUGUAGCAUCUCGCUUGAAGGCAGUAUCCCGUAGAAAAUCGAGCACCGGUAUUGGAUCUGGCGGGUGGUUCAUCGGCAAGAUCCCGAGCAACAUCUGA